UUUAUGUAACAAAAUCAAAAUAAAAAUCAAAAAAUUGAUUGUUAGAGAUUCUAUAAAUAUUUAUAAAGUUUUUAUUACACAAUAAUUAUUUGAAGAUCCUUGAAUAUGGGUAAUUCGAGUUCAAUUUGUGCUGAUAGAAAAAAAACAGGAUAUUAUGAUGAAAACACUGGACCAUUGUAUCCAUCAACAAAUUUAUCGAAUGUAUCUAGUAACAAAGAAUCGGCAAAAAUAAUCAAUUGUGAAUCUCCAACAAUAGCUAUUAGUAAAAAUGAAACACCCGGUGGGCAAAUGCUAAUUUCAGCUAACAUAAAUCAUCUAGCAAAAUGUGAUUGCGGAAUGAAUCAUUGUAACAAAGCAGUAUGCAAUCAAACUGUAAUAGAUAACAAUUGUAUUAAUUCAAAUAACCGGCAUUUUCUUAAUCAAUGUUAUAAUUGUAACAAAAAAGCAAACGAUAAAGUAUGCAAUUGCUGUUGUCAUUUUCAUUCGCCACAUACAAUUAUUGUGGCAGACAGAAAUACGAUAAAUUCUACAGCGACAGAGCAACAUGGUAACGGUGACUGUAGUGAAAGCACAAUGAAAAAUGUAUUGCGCACUGGUGGCAUUGAUUUAAAUGUAAAAAAAAUUUCUACAACUACUACUGAUGUUUUUAGUGGCGAAAAAAACUUUAUGAUUUGUCAUUGUAGUACAUCAAAUUCGUCAGUAUCGAAUGAAUUGUCAAACAGUAUUGUAGGAAAGGAUUUUUGUAAUAACUGCCUAAAAUUAAAAAAAAAUCAUUUUACAACAAAAUCUAUACCUACCACAAAAAUGAGUGAAGAAGGAAGAAAUCGUUUAGGAUUAUGGGGUACACAUGGUGAUAUGGAUGUUCCUGGAAAUUUAUCAGGAUUAGAUCGUUUAAUGAAAAAACGCUACAACAAGGGUCUUGCGUUUACAUCAGAAGAGAGACAACUUUUGAGUAUUAGAGGACUUUUACCGCACGUUGUAAAAAAUCAAGAUGAGCAAGUUAAACAUUGUUUAUUAUUGUUGAAAAGAUUGGAAAAUGAUUUAGAUAAAUACAUGUAUUUAAAUGGAUUAUCAGAACGCAAUGAAAGAUUAUUUUAUAAAGUUUUGAGUUCUGAUAUUACAAAUUUAAUGCCAAUCGUUUAUACACCCACAGUUGGUUUAGCUUGUCAAAAAUUCAGUUUAGUUCAGUUAUAUAACCCAAAAGGACUGUUCAUAACAAAAUAUGAUAAAGGAUACAUCUACGAUAUAUUGCGGAACUGGCCAGAAACUGAUAUUCGUGCUAUUUGCGUAACAGAUGGCGAACGAAUUUUAGGCUUAGGUGAUCUUGGAGCAAAUGGUAUGGGUAUACCAAUUGGAAAAUUAUCUCUAUAUACAGCAUUAGCGGGAAUUAAACCACAUCAAUGUUUACCAAUUACGUUAGAUGUUGGUACCAAUAAUCAAUCAUUUUUGGAUGAUGAAUUAUAUAUUGGGGUAAGAGAGAGACGUAUUGUUGGACAAGAGUAUGAUGAUUUUGUAGAUGAAUUUAUGGAAGCUGUUGUUAAACGUUUUGGUCAAAAUUGUUUAAUACAAUUUGAGGAUUUUGCAAAUGAUAAAGCAUUCAGAUUUUUAGAAAAAUAUCGAGACCAUUAUUGUACUUUUAAUGAUGAUAUUCAAGGAACAGCAUCAGUUGCACUAGCUGGAAUUUUGGCAUCACUGAGAUUAACAAAUACGAAACUUAAAGACAAUUUAAUUUUAUUCCAAGGUGCUGGAGAAGCAGCAUUAGGUAUUGCUAACUUGUGUGUAUCAGCAAUGAUAAUGGAAGGUCUUUCAAAAGAAGAAGCUAAAACACGAGUUUGGCUCGUCGAUAGUAAAGGUUUAAUUGUUAGAGAUCGCCCAAAAGGUGGUCUUAAUGAGCACAAAUUACAUUUUGCCCAUGAUCAUGAACCUAUUGACACGCUAGUUGAUGCAGUAAAUAUUUUAAAACCAACUAUUUUGAUUGGAGCUGCUGCGAUUGGGGGAGCGUUUACCAAAGAAAUUAUUGAAAAGAUGGCUGAAUUGAAUGAAAAACCUGUAAUUUUUGCAUUAUCAAAUCCAACAAUUAAAGCUGAAUGUACUGCUGAACAAGCAUACACUUGGAGUAAAGGUAGCGCAAUAUUUGCCUCUGGUUCACCCUUUGAUCCAUUCGAAUACGAAGGAAAAGUUUAUACACCUGGACAGGGUAAUAAUGCAUAUAUUUUCCCUGGCGUUGCUUUGGGCGUUAUUUGUGCUGGAAUGCUGAGAAUUCCAGAAGAAUGUUUCUUAAUGUCAGCCGAGAGACUAGCAAAAUUAUGUUCAGAUGAACAAUUAGAAAAAGGAUGCUUAUAUCCGCCAUUAUCAGAAAUUACAAAUUGUUCUGUAGAAAUCGCAGAACAAAUUAUGCAAUACGCCUAUGAUAAAGAUUUAGCAACACUUCGUCCAGAACCAAAAGAUAAAAUUGCAUUUAUUAGAAGUCAAAUGUAUGAUACAAAUUACCCACCUGCUAUUCCAAAAUUUCAUUUGUAAAAUAAAAAUAAUACAUUCAAGGUCAAAAAAAAUCAAUAAAUAUCACUUAUAAUAUUAAGAGUAAAUAAUAAUAUUCUCUUUGUAGUACAUAUUCAAAUAUUUUAUCAAAACUUUUUAACAAAAAACAAAAUAUUUUGAGAUGAAGUUAAAAAAAAAAAACUGAUAAAAGAAUUCAAAAUAUCUCUAUAUUUUAGCAGACACCAUUUAAAGCGAACAAACAAUUCUUUUUUGUCAGUUAUAUAUUUAUGUAUUUUUAGAAUUUUUGAUGUUAUACAAAUAAAUCUUAAACCCUAUUUAAUAAUUGUUGUUAAACUUUUCAUAAAUUUUCCAAUCAAUGUUUGUUUUUUAAUUUAUAUUUAAAAUAAUUUGUAAUAGUUUCUUAUUAAAAGAAAAUAGAAAUUAAAACUGUUGUUGCUAUUUCUAUAUUCGUAAAGCACUUUUUUUAUCAAGCAUAAUAUUUUUCAAAAAAUUAAACGAACAAGAACAAAUACCUAAGUGAUUAAUAAUUUAUAUUGCAAAUAAAGAAUUUACAAAAUUAUGCACAUGUAGAUUUUCAGAGUAUAAUUAAUUCAAUUUUAUUUUUUUUUUUUUUGCACUUUUUUAAAUUAAAAUUAGUUUUUUGAUUAUGUUAAGUAUAUGUUUUUUUUGUUUUGUUAAAAUGUGGAUGGGAUUUAAAUUACUAAAAAUAAGUAAUAAAAAAUAAAUGAAAUAACAAAAAUUUAAUUAGGUAUGAGCCUCUUUCAUUUAAAAUAUUUUGUUAAAAUCCCAGAAUAUAAAGUAAGUAAAUAUCAACAAAGACGAUUUUAUCGGUUUUUGCCUGAUAAACGCAGCAUGAUCAUAAAGCU
This is a messenger RNA of Condylostylus longicornis, 3365 nucleotides long. RefSeq names its product NADP-dependent malic enzyme (gene Men). Gene Ontology annotation, cellular component: mitochondrion. Bases 106 to 2520 code for a protein of 804 amino acids. The transcript is spliced from 7 exons. Lineage: Eukaryota; Metazoa; Arthropoda; Insecta; Diptera; Dolichopodidae. The record is from RefSeq and is a predicted model, not a curated record. Gene Ontology annotation, molecular function: malate dehydrogenase (decarboxylating) (NADP+) activity; malate dehydrogenase (decarboxylating) (NAD+) activity; NAD binding. Gene Ontology annotation, biological process: pyruvate metabolic process; malate metabolic process.